AUGGUUCGCUUUUCCUUUGCCGCAGCAUUGUUCCCGAGCCCUCUCACACCAGACCCCUCGGGCGCCAAGAACGUCGGCAACGGCCAAGGUGUACAGUUCAUUGGCGGCGCCUGCCUGAACAGCAAAGACUGCGCCUCUGCCUGCUGCGCAACUCUGAGCGGCGCAGGCAUUUGCUCCGGACUCGGAGCCCAGUUUCAAGCGGGCAAGCAAGGAUGCGGCUUCGGUGACGGCGGUGCCGCCGCAGCUCCCGCUCCUUCACAGGGAGCCGGCCAAGCAACACCGUCAAUGGAAUCCACGGCUGGCAACGAAUCCAGCGCGAACACGGGGUCGUCAGGCGCCCCAGGGUCAUCGAACGUUGGCGCGGGCAACGGGCUGCAGUUCAUCACGGGACAGUGCUUGUCAGACGCUGACUGCGCUUCGGGAUGCUGUGCCGGCCCCAAGGGCGCGUGCGCUGCCAGAGCUGUUGCUGAGGAGAAUGGAAAGUCGGGCUGCGGAUUCACCAGUACCGGAGCUGCGGCAGGAUCCUCGGGUGGCUCAGCGGCUCAGGACACGGCACCCUCCGCAUCUCCACAGGCUGCAACACCUGCCAGCGGAGGCUCGACUGGCGCCAAUCAAGGAGCUGCAGGCUCCCAGAACGUGGGAACGGGUAAGGGACAGCAGUUCAUCACUGGCCAGUGUCUCUCGGAUGCGGAUUGUGCUUCCGGAUGCUGCGCUGGCCCUAAGGGUGUGUGUUCUGCGGUGGCUGUUGCAAACGAAAAUGGGAAAACUGGCUGUGGGUUCACUGCCGCUGCCGCAUGA
Messenger RNA from Colletotrichum spaethianum, 798 nucleotides. RefSeq lists its product as uncharacterized. NCBI's taxonomy places the organism in Eukaryota, Fungi, Ascomycota, Sordariomycetes, Glomerellales, Glomerellaceae. The transcript has 2 exons. Bases 1 to 798 code for a protein of 265 amino acids. The record is from RefSeq and is a predicted model, not a curated record.